Messenger RNA from Penicillium hordei, 366 nucleotides. RefSeq lists its product as uncharacterized. The record is from RefSeq and is a predicted model, not a curated record. NCBI's taxonomy places the organism in Eukaryota, Fungi, Ascomycota, Eurotiomycetes, Eurotiales, Aspergillaceae. The transcript has a single exon. Bases 1 to 366 code for a protein of 121 amino acids.
AUGGUCCUCGACUGGAGUGCCCUAGCCCCAGGUCCAGCUGGAACUGCUAUGCUAGGCGAGAGAGGGAUCGAAGGCGCUGCCCGACGCGGACGCGAGCGUAUACGCCGCGAGCAAGCAGAGCAAAGAGAAGUUGAAAAGAAACUCCAGAAUGGUGAUAAUAUGGCGUCGGAAGCUACAUCGAUACCGACAAAUCAAUCAAAAGAGCUCAGGUCCAAACCUGAGAGGCCUAAGGAGGCCGGCGAUUCCCCGCCCAAGUCUUCAAUGGGUUCCGAUGCGGAUACUUUGACAAGGCAGAGUGAUGGGCGGAGGCAACGAGGGGGUAUUAGGGGGAAGCUGAGCCAGUUUAAGAAACAGUUGACGGGAUGA